Messenger RNA from Prunus persica (peach), 580 nucleotides. Its product is annotated as homeobox-DDT domain protein RLT3-like. Bases 65 to 292 code for a protein of 75 amino acids. Lineage: Eukaryota; Viridiplantae; Streptophyta; Magnoliopsida; Rosales; Rosaceae. The transcript has 2 exons. The record is from RefSeq and is a predicted model, not a curated record.
UUGUGGAUAAGGAAUUUUUGGGAUUUUAGAUUUGCUGGCCAAGUUUCCUCUAAAUUCUAUAAAGAUGAAGCAGCCAUUCUGUAUGCAACCUUGGGAUUCUUCUCCAAAGAUUGUCAAGAAACUGUUCAAGGAAAUGAGCCUUAUGGUGAAGUACGGUUUACAUCCUAGUACUUUGAAGGGUGAAUUGUUUAGAGUACUGCUAGAGCAAGGAAUUCAUGGGUUGAAAGUUUCUGAGUUGGCGAAGUCUCAUUGCAGGUCAUUUGGGUACAUAUAUGUCACAGCAGUUUUCUAAAGGCUCAUAUGUUUGGAGAUAAGGUCAUUGUUACCACAAGCACAAUGAUAAUGAGCAGUAUGUGUGGGAGCCGCUCCGAUUCAAUGUUUAUGGUAUGUGGAGUGAUGAAAGAUCAAUUAAUUAUGCAAAUGAAAUGAUGUAAUUGAUUUUGAGUGGUAUGGAGUUGUACACUUUUAUUGUAUCGAUUAUGUAAAUAAAAUGAUGUAGUUGUUAACUUCCAGUAAGUGGUAUGAACAGUAUAACAACUGUUCAUACCUUGCAACUAAGUUGAUUUCUAUGACAUAGUAU